Dermatophagoides farinae (American house dust mite) is the source of this 435-nucleotide messenger RNA. RefSeq names its product mitochondrial import inner membrane translocase subunit Tim9. Lineage: Eukaryota; Metazoa; Arthropoda; Arachnida; Sarcoptiformes; Pyroglyphidae. The record is from RefSeq and is a predicted model, not a curated record.
AUACUUGGUUAUGCAACGUGCAGUCACAUGGUCUUUUUUCAGCAUUGAAAACAUCAUCAUUUGUUCCAGAUAAAUAGACCCGAAAAAAAUGGCAACAAACUCAUCCGAUAUCGAAAUCAAAACGUUCAAAGAUUUUUUUCUUAAUUAUAACAAAUUGGCUGAAAUGUGUUUCAUGGACUGUAUACAUGAUUUUACAUUUCGUGAAGUAUCGAAACGUGAAGAACAAUGUGCAGAAAAUUGUUUUGAUAAAUUUGUCAAAUUAAACAAUCGUAUUAGUCAACGAUUCCAGGAGAUACAAUUUGCUCAACAUGAAAACAUAUCUGCUUCUGUACCGAAAUAGCUAUGAAAGUUAUACUGGCCUUUUUAGAUCGUUUCCAAAUUCAUUAAGAUGAGAUGACCAUCAUUGUAUCAUUAACGUCUUGCCCAGUUUUGUAA